Messenger RNA from Liolophura sinensis, 3432 nucleotides. RefSeq names its product general transcription factor IIE subunit 1-like. NCBI's taxonomy places the organism in Eukaryota, Metazoa, Mollusca, Polyplacophora, Chitonida, Chitonidae. The transcript has 5 exons. Gene Ontology annotation, biological process: transcription initiation at RNA polymerase II promoter. The coding region runs from base 119 to 1375 and encodes 418 amino acids. The record is from RefSeq and is a predicted model, not a curated record. Gene Ontology annotation, cellular component: transcription factor TFIIE complex.
GUAGGGACAAGCAACCAGGUGUAGACACUGUAAAAGUAGGACGAGUGAGCAGAAAGUGGUGACAAAGCUGCAAAACUGGGAGGUGAGCAGGAGGUGUAGGCACAACUGCAGAAAUAAGAUGAGUGAGCAAGAGGUGCAGACAGAGGUGCCCGGGGCCCUCAAGAGACUGGCUCGUUAUAUCGUCAGGGGCUUCUAUGGCCCCGAACAUGCGGUUAUUAUAGACAUGCUGGUGAGAAAUCCAUGCGUGAAGGAAGAUGACCUGAUGGAGCUUCUGAAACUAGAACGUAAACAGUUACGUGCUUCCUUGAACACGCUGAAAAUGGACCGCUUUAUCAAGUCACGCAUGAAGAUAGAGACGGCAGAAGAUGGGAAAAACUCCAAACACAACUAUUACUUCAUAAACUAUAAGAUAUUUGUGAAUGUGGUCAAGUAUAAACUGGAUCAUAUGCGGCGGAAGAUUGAGCUUGAGGAAAGAGACAACACAAGCCGAGCAUCGUUUAAAUGUCCAUCAUGUGAAAAGACAUUUACAGAUUUGGAGGCAGAUCAGCUGUAUGAUCCGAUGACAGGUUCAUUUUGCUGUACAUUCUGUAGAACAGAGGUAGAAGAGGAUGAAAGCGCCAUGCCUAAAAGAGAUGCACGUAUGAUGCUGGCAAAAUUUAAUGAACAGAUUCAGCCAUUGUGCGACCUGUUGAUAGAGUGUGAGGGAGUAACACUGGCACCCUGGAUAUUAGAACCUGAACCAACAGACAUGCGACCAUUGUUACACCGAUCUAAGGGUGGAGGCUCUAAACCACCAGACGGAUCAACAUGGAGUGGAGAUUCUUCACGUAACAGAGGCUUUGGUACGACAGAAAACACUGUCACUGUGACAGUCAAGGCAGACGGGAACUUGUCUCCUAGUAAAGACGUCAAUGCUCCCAAAGCUGUGCCCGACUGGAUUAAGAAAAGUACAGUAUCGGGGGUGCCCAUGGAGCAGGAGAAAGCGGUUGAGAGUACCCUCGAGCCGAGUACUAGCUCCUCCUGGGGAGAUACUGGUAAACAGGAGACCAGAGAUGACAUCAUGAGAACCUUGCUGGUACAUGAACGGAAGGCCGCAGCUGUGAAGAUCCCAGGAGCUGGAGGAAGCGAUGAUGAGAGCUCCACCAGCGAGUCUGACCAGGAAAGGCCUCUGUCCAUGCCCACUCUGUCAACCUCAGCUACAGUGGCAGAGAUGGAAUCUGAGGAUGAUGAUGACAGCACACCCAUGAUCUCUGUUGGCGGGGUCAAAAUCGCCCUGGGAGAGGUCACAGAUGAGAUCACUGCCAAAAUGACCCCUGCAGAGAAGGAGGAAUAUAUUCGCCUAUCCAAGGAGAUGUACGAGGACAUGUAUUUGUGAUUUCUGCUGGCAUGGCAGAAAUUUUUUCUACAAGAAGAUUGUUUUGCGAAAUUCCAGAUUAAGCAGGAUUUUGUGCGAUAUGCAUCUAGGAUUUUUGGUAGAAAUGUAUUGUGGCAGAGUUUUCUGGUGAAUAAGCAAGUAUUUGUUCAAGAUUAUAUGGUGCUUUGAAAGAUGAUGAUGUGUUUGUGAAAAACUGUUAUGUUCUUUAUAGCAACAAAGUAAUUAGGAGCAAAGAAGUGUGAGCUGGUACAAAUUGUAAGUGUAGAAAAACCAGAAGCAUUCAAAGAACAUGUUCAUUUUGUAUAUAAAUAUACAACUUUUAUUUUUGGUUCAAAACAGAAGGCAUGUUUCAAACAUUGAUAAACAGCAGAAUGUAACAACAAAAUCAGGCUUCAUACUCUGUAAAGAGCCAAAGGGAAGAAAAUACACAUAGGCACACUUAUUGUGAAUGCCCUUGAAACAUAAUGAAAACUGAGACAAAUCAAGCUUCAUGAAUUCUUUAAUAGCCUGGUUGCAUGAAAUGAUGGGUAUAGAAUUCUGAGACAGAAGAUAUUACCAUUAUACAGUUACCAUUGUAAAGUUAGGGUGUGUUUUACGUUUCGUCAGAAGACACUUGCCUGUCUUUUCGACUUCCUUGUCAUGGAAUUGUGAAAGCUUUACUUUAAAAAGGGUGCUUUUAUACAAGUUUUGUGGACAAACAAGCUGUAGUACCCAUGAGUUGUCUCCCAUAUAUCAUCCUUCACAGACCACUUCACCAGCAUUCCGCGUCGUCUCGUCAUAACGGAGGUAAUAUGUACAAUGAAUUAUAAUGAGCAUAGAUGUCUUGGGUUGUUUUCUUGAAGUAAGUUAUGACUUGCCAUUGCCUUGUGUUGAUGUGUAGAACCAGAAGUACCUUAGUAGAUAGAAGUAUACUGUAUGUCAAGCUGUCAUAGUACAUGUAGUCUUUAUCCACGUACUCCAAUACACAUCGAUUGGUCCUUUCCAUCACGAAAGCAACAGAUUUUACGUUUCCCGCUCACAAAAUCAUGUAGCUUUGUUUCAUUGGUGUUACUUCCAGAAAGAGUAAGCACUUCUCACGUACCACAGCUCAUGUCGGCUCAAAUUUCCGUCUUGGAGGCUUGCCAAAUAUCUGGUUUCGCCAUGGUUUCCUGUUUCCCUCACCCACAUGAACACUCGGGCAUAUGUUGUGUUGUUUCACACCCAACCUUGUAUGUCAUUUUGGUCUUGGUGACAGUAAAAAGUAGGGCUGUUCAUGUCGUCUUACAUAAAGGUUGCUAGAGAUGAAUUUCACAUGAAUAUCAUCGACUUUGUCAUACAAAUUGACCUCAUUGUGAUUUGAAAUGAGUGUUAAUAUUCUUCAGUAUUCUCCAUAGGUCAAUCUAGAUACUCUGAUGUACUCUACCAGUGAGAUUAGUUUCGUAAAAGUGAAUUAUUAUUGAAUAUGUAUGAAUAUGCAUCAAACACCAAUCUCUCAUAUCCCAUAUGUACUCGGGUCAUGCAUAGUGAGGCACAACAUACAGUAAGAUAUAUUUAUAUAGAUGAAAUUAUCUGAAGUAUCGGCAGUCCGUCUGAAGUAACAAAACACUAACCCAAUUCAACGGUGUAUAUAAGAGUGCGUGUUGAGAUUGUCGCAACCAAUUAUCAGACGUGACAAGACCGUCACAAUUCAGUGGCAAGAAGACACCAUUAUUGUGUUCGGCAUAAUUAUUCAAACGCUGUUUCAUCGUCUUUGGUGAUCUAUGUAGUGAACUGGCUUAGUGACACCGAAUCUACGCAGUUUACAAAAGCACAUCACUUACAUGUAUUUUCUAGAACGACUGGUGAGAAAGGGUCCAUACUUCUUCAAUUGAAAGCCAUGGACCGGAUACUUUCAUUGAGCACAAUUUACAUAUAUAUUUGACUCUCGUCUGACCGUCCUAUCUCCUGAACCUGAAGCCACACGAACAGCUUAUUGGAAACUAAAUGGAGGGAGGCAUGGAAACCUGAAGACAAUAUACAGCCCUGUGACCACCAAAAGCAUGUUCUCGGUAAAACAGAGAGAGACAGUGGACAAAUUC